AUGCCCAUCGCCAUCACUGUGGAGCUGGCAUUACAAAUAGCAGAUCAAUUCAAAGUUCUUGGGCAGCCCAUUGGAUUAAAAUCAUGUGUGAUCAUAGGGGGUUUGGACAUGAUGAAACAAGCCAUCAACUUGGCACAAAAACCCCAUGUUGUCAUAGCAACCCCAGGAAGAUUAGCGGACCACCUCAAGAGCACAGACACUUUAAAUAUUGGCAAAAUACAAUUUUUAGUGCUGGAUGAAGCAGACAGAUUACUUGAUCCUUCAUUCGGAGAUGAUCUGGCUGUCAUAUUUGACAAAGUGCCGAAAAAGAGACAGACACUUUUGUUCAGUGCCACCUUAACAGACACCAUAGAAGAACUGAAGAAAGUAUCAACAGCAGAACCUUUCUGUUAUGAAGUGAAGUCAGAUGUUGCUACUGUAGCAGAACUGGAUCAAAGAUACCUUCUUGUUCCUGCCAACGUACGAGACUGUUACUUAGUACACUUAUUACGAGAACAAGACCAGCAGAAAUCUAUCAUUGUCUUCACCCACACAUGUAAAAACUGCCAAGUCUUGGCUUCUAUGUUCCAUAAGGUAAAACUCCCAUGCGUAACUCUUCACUCCCUGAUGUCACAAGCACAGAGACUUUCAGCUCUAUCCAAAUUCAAAUCAGGACAUGUAAAAAUUCUCAUUGCAACAGAUAAUGCUAGUCGUGGUCUAGACAUACCCACUGUUGAACUGGUUGUCAAUAGCAAUGUGCCGGCAUCACCCAAAGAUUAUAUUCACAGAGUUGGACGAACAGCCAGGGCUGGAAAAGGUGGCAUGUCUGUCACCUUGGUAACACAAUAUGAUGUCGAAAGGGUUAAAGCAAUUGAAGCUGUCAUUAAAACAAAGUUGACAGAGCUCAAAACCUCUGAGAAGGAAGUACUUUCUCUUCUGAAGGGUGUGUUAGUUGCUAGACGGGAAGCUGAACUCAGAGUUAGGGACAGUGCCAUUCUUGAGAAACGAAAAGUUAACAAGCGAAAGAAAGACUUGUUGGAUUUAAAGGAACCUGUUGCUAAACACAAGAAAAAGAAACAAAAGCAUUCCACAUAAUAUUUAUUAAGAUAGUCAACAUUAAUUUUGUUAGUUUACAGGUACAUCAUAUUUGUCCAAGAAAUCAAAAUAUUUAAUGAAAAUAUCAACCCUGAAUCUUAAUUAUAAAGACUUACAGUUAUUGUCCUAU
This is a messenger RNA of Actinia tenebrosa (Australian red waratah sea anemone), 1204 nucleotides long. RefSeq names its product putative ATP-dependent RNA helicase DDX49. The record is from RefSeq and is a predicted model, not a curated record. Gene Ontology annotation, cellular component: cytosol. Gene Ontology annotation, molecular function: ATP binding; nucleic acid binding; RNA helicase activity. Lineage: Eukaryota; Metazoa; Cnidaria; Anthozoa; Actiniaria; Actiniidae.